AAAAGUCAAAUAGCCGUAAAGCAGCUUAAAUUCGAAAAUUCUCUGGUAAUACGAAUUGUUAAAAGAACUAGUUGAUAUCGAGCAAGCCGUGAGACGCCUGGCGGAGAAACGUCAAAAUCAGACCGAACGUCAGGCCGUCGAACGCGAUUCGCACGGGUGUAUUCGUCGAGACGCGAAACGUCCACUUCUAUGACGUCCGAUUUGGACCCGAACGCUCCAGUUUUUACCCCGCCUCCGAAAAACUUAAGCAACCUGCUCAAAUGUGUACUUUCUUCGCCGUCGUCAGCGUCGAGUUCGUCGACGCCGGAGCCGCAAUGUUCCAGAUAUUCUAGGAAAUCUGCGAGGCAGCAGGCGCUGAACGCUACCUCGACCCCGAGACCGAUUCUCGGGGCUAAACUCCCGUUUCCCAGACCGAUAUUGGGCAGGAAAGAGGACGACACGAGAGACGAGGCCGAGGAGUAUAUCGGUAAAGAAUUCAGGAACAUGAACCGUCGAUUCCGGAGGGUGAGACUGGAAGACGACGAAGAGAACAAAGAGAAUCGCGACAAUCGCGAUAAUCGGAAGACGGAAACUUUCGUUUAAAAUACCGCUUCCUCAAUUUA
Cylas formicarius (sweet potato weevil) is the source of this 602-nucleotide messenger RNA. RefSeq lists its product as uncharacterized. Bases 190 to 582 code for a protein of 130 amino acids. The transcript is spliced from 2 exons. Lineage: Eukaryota; Metazoa; Arthropoda; Insecta; Coleoptera; Brentidae. The record is from RefSeq and is a predicted model, not a curated record.